ACAACAGGAGAGCUGUGAAGAUCAGCAUCUCACCUACUGAAGUGAGUUCAACUGCAGACGGAGUUGGGGGACGGACAGACAGGUCAGGGGGACUUUAGUUGGCUCCCACUUCAUCUAGCACCGGUUAUAUUUUUACCAUAAAAGGCAGGAAAAAGAGUGGUGUGAGACCUUCUGUCCACUGUGAUAUCAUGACAAUGCAGAUCAGCGGCUCACCUUUCCUCAAGCCUUUCUUCCUGAAGACGCCGGUGAGGGUCAGUUCUCUGCAGCAGAGACGCCACACGCUCCCCGCCAGCGAGUUCAGGAACCUCACAAAACAGGAUGCCAUCAGUGUUUUUGAAAUUGAGCGAGAAGCCUUUGUCUCCGUGUCUGGAGAGUGUCCCCUUACUCUGGAUGAAGUGCUUAAUUUCCUGGGUCAGUGUCCUGAGCUGUCCCUGGGUUGGUUCGAAGAGGGACAGCUGGUGGCUUUCAUCAUCGGGUCCGGCUGGGCCAAGGAAAGCCUUUCACAGGAGGCCAUGACUCGGCAUGUCCCAGACACUCCCACUGUGCACAUCCAUGUGCUGUCAGUGCACCGUCACUGUCGGCAGCAGGGUAAGGGCUCCAUCCUCUUGUGGCGCUACCUGCAGUACCUCCGUUGCAUGCCGGGUCUCCGCCGAGCUCUGCUGAUCUGCGAGGACUUUCUGGUGCCCUUCUAUCUCAAGGCCGGCUUCAAGGCGAAAGGGGCAUCACAGAUCUCUAUAUCCAACAUGCAGUUCCAAGAGAUGGAGUACACGCUUGGGGGGCAGGCGUAUGCGAGGCGGAACAGCGGCUGCUAGUCUCCUCCACCUUCCUUUCACUUGUUCAUCUCCGACAGAGGACACGAAAAGAUCAAAUAUAGACAGAUGAAGGGGCCACUGUGCUCCGUUGGCCUGGGUUUCAUCAUCCUGGUGUUUGUGUCUCUGUUAACCCAGUGAAUAAGGAGCCAGGUCUGUGUGAAGACAAUAGAGACUAAGAAUGGUUGCUCUUCAGUGAACAAAAUCUACCACUUGCUUUUUUUUGCAGUCUAUAAUCUGGCUUAUCAGACAACACAUCGCAUCCUCUGCAUUACCAGUAGAACAUCAGCUUUGACCUCAAUGUUAUUUUUCCCUCAUUCAUUUCUGUGGCUCUUUCUUAAUAAGAGCCUGAUUAGAUAACAUUUACAAGAAAAAUGCAAUUUGGAGUUAAGAAAAUAGUUAAAAGAUGUUUUUUUUUUUUUU
Molecule: messenger RNA, 1232 nt
Organism: Cololabis saira (Pacific saury)
Lineage: Eukaryota; Metazoa; Chordata; Actinopteri; Beloniformes; Belonidae
Gene: aanat2
Product: arylalkylamine N-acetyltransferase 2
Exons: 3
Coding region: 189-812 (207 amino acids)
Biological process (GO): response to light stimulus; circadian rhythm
Cellular component (GO): cytoplasm
Molecular function (GO): aralkylamine N-acetyltransferase activity
Source: RefSeq, a predicted model, not a curated record